AUGCCGAUCAAGGAGGAGGGAAAAACCUUUUUCAAGCUAACCAACGAACCUCCUAGAGCAAGGAGCCGUGACACCAAGUGUUGGAGGUGUCAAGGACUUGGCCAUAUUGCUAGCCAAUGUCCAAACCAAAGGACAAUGAUCGUGCUUCCAAACGGAGAGGUAAUAUCCGACGAUGAAGAAGAGUACAAGGAAAUGCCGCCACUAGAAGAGGACGAUGACACCGAAGCGCCUAGCCAUAUCUUACUUGGUAGACCAUGGCAAUUCAAUAGAAGUACCAGCCAUGAUGGUCGAACCAAUACAUACACCUUCCUACACAAAGGAAAAAAGAUCACACUUGCACCACUCAUACCUAAGCAAGUGUAUGAAGACCAAAUGAAAAUUCAACAAGAAUGUGAGAAAAUUGAUGAGCGAAAAAGAGUGGAAAAACAUGAAAGAAAAGAAAGGAGGAGAUUCGUGCAAAAUGAGAGGGAAAAGGCAAUAUAUGGGACGGAUCAUGAGGUAAAACAAGAGGAAAAAAUAUUAUUGAGUGCAAAAGCCAAAGAUGUGAGGAGAGGUUUUCUUGGAGGCCGAACCAUGCUCUUGUUUUACACGAAGGUAGUUUCGAAUGACACUAACAUAAUUGACACUUCAUUGCCUAGUUCUUUUACUAAGCUUUUGCAGGAGUAUGAGGAUGUUUUUCCAAAUGAUGUGCCAAGUGGCUUACCACCCAUAAGGGGUAUUGAACACCAAAUAGACCUCAUACCUGGAGCACCCUUGCCUAAUCGACCCGCAUAUAGAAGCAACCUCGAGGAAACCAAGGAGAUUCAAAGGCAAGUGGAGGAGUUCCUAGGCAAAGGAUGGGCACUAGAGAGCUUGAGUCCCUGUGCUAUUCCAGUCAUUCUUGUGCCAAAGAAAGACGGGUCUUGGAAGAUGUGCACUGGCUGCCGAGCUAUAAACACCAUCACGGUAAAGUAUCGCCAUCCCAUUCCUCGACUAGAUGACAUGUUAGAUGAAUUACAUGGUGCAGUUAUAUUCACAAAAAUUGAUCUGAAAUUUGGGUAUCAUCAAAUUAGAAUUAAAGAGGGAGACAAGUGA
This is a messenger RNA of Coffea eugenioides, 1074 nucleotides long. RefSeq lists its product as uncharacterized. The record is from RefSeq and is a predicted model, not a curated record. Bases 1 to 1074 code for a protein of 357 amino acids. NCBI's taxonomy places the organism in Eukaryota, Viridiplantae, Streptophyta, Magnoliopsida, Gentianales, Rubiaceae. The transcript is spliced from 2 exons. Gene Ontology annotation, molecular function: zinc ion binding; nucleic acid binding.